This is a messenger RNA of Phycodurus eques (leafy seadragon), 960 nucleotides long. It is a transcript of the gene phox2a, whose product is annotated as paired like homeobox 2A. The coding region runs from base 1 to 960 and encodes 319 amino acids. The record is from RefSeq and is a predicted model, not a curated record. Gene Ontology annotation, molecular function: DNA-binding transcription factor activity, RNA polymerase II-specific; RNA polymerase II transcription regulatory region sequence-specific DNA binding. The transcript is spliced from 3 exons. Gene Ontology annotation, biological process: regulation of transcription by RNA polymerase II. Lineage: Eukaryota; Metazoa; Chordata; Actinopteri; Syngnathiformes; Syngnathidae.
AUGUACAAAAUGGAUUACUCCUACCUGAACUCCUAUGACUCGUGCAUGGCCGCCAUGGAAGCGUCGGCCUACGCGGACUUCAGCUCGUGCAGCCAGGCCAGCUCGUUCCAGUACAACCCCAUCCGCGGCGGGCCCUUCUCCAACCCGGCCUGCGCCCCGCUCAGCACGGCCAGCUGCACGCUGGGAGCCCUGCGCGACCACCAGCCCGCGCCGUACUCGUCAGUCCCUUACAAGUUCUUCUCGGACCCUUCGGGCCUGAACGAGAAACGGAAGCAGAGGCGCAUCCGGACCACCUUCACCAGCUCCCAACUGAAGGAACUGGAGAGGGUCUUCGCCGAGACCCACUACCCGGACAUUUACACCCGAGAGGAGCUCGCCCUGAAGAUAGAUCUGACAGAAGCCAGAGUACAGGUGAGAGGUCUUCCAAAGGGCGCCACUGGUGUGUGUGUGUGUGUGUGUGUGUGUGUGUACCAGGUGUGGUUUCAGAAUAGGCGUGCCAAGUUCCGCAAGCAGGAGCGUGCCGCCAACGCCAAAGCCAACAGUUCCGGAACAGGGGGCACCACCAGCAGCUCCGGAGGUAAGAAAGGCGGAGAGACCAGAUCUUCGUCGGAUGACGACGAGUCCAAAGAGUCCACCUGCAGCCCCACGCCGGACAGCACGGCCUCGCUGCCGGGCUCGCAAAACGGGAACCUGGGCAGUCCCUCCAGCCUGAGCCCCAGCCCGGCUCCGGCCAACGGCGGCUACGUCAACGCCUCCGGCUCUCCGGUCCUGCAGGGGCUCAAGGCGGCCAGCUGGUCCGGCCUGGGGCCCAGCAACCCGGCCGUGGCCCAGCCCGACGCCCAGACUCAGGAGAUCCUGAAGGCCUGGCAGCCGGCGGACAGUAUGACGGGGCCUUUUGCCGGAGUCCUGUCCUCCUUCCACAGAAAACCCAACGUCGCCAUCAAGACGAACCUGUUCUGA